This is a messenger RNA of Closterium sp. Naga37s-1, 1815 nucleotides long. Lineage: Eukaryota; Viridiplantae; Streptophyta; Zygnematophyceae; Desmidiales; Closteriaceae. The record is from the annotation of a GenBank genome assembly.
AUGAUCCGUGACACUGGAGCCAAGGAGGAGCGUUUGGUGGUGAUGGAGGCAGCGGAUCCAGAGAAGGCGCAGUGCACAUUACUGCUCCACAACAUCCGGCCGGCGCAUGGCAACGAGUUUGCGGAUGUCCAACAGGUGGUUCAAGCCAUGAUCCACAGCCUAGGAGGCAACAUCGUGAACAUGAACAACCUCAGAAUGGGGGGGGGGGGGGGGGGGGGGGUGAUGGACGGCAACGCGACUCACGCGGCAGAUGGUGAGAAUGGAGAUGUUGAAGUAUCAGACGAGGAGGAGGACGGCAGUUCAGAGUCGGAGGGGGAAAUAGAAGAGCAGCCAAUGGAUGCGGGUGCUGGUGUCCAACAGGCUGUCCCAUCAGUACUCCGUGAAGUAUUUAAGGAGGCAUUUAACGGACUUAAUCAUUCGGGAAACAAUGGAAACAUGCGCUCGGGGGGUGUGGGAUUAUCAAAUCCAACAGCAGCAGAGAGUGGGGGAUUGGGGGAGAUGGGAGGAGCAUCCGAGAGUGGAGGAUUGGACAAGCGGGGAGGAGCAGGCGAUAGCGGGGCGGGGAGGGGAGGAGAAGAAAGCGGGGCAGGGAGGGGAGGAGCAGCCGAGAACGAGGCGGGUAGGGGAGGAGCAGCAGGGAGCGAGGCGGGGAGGGGAGGAGCAGCAGGGAGCGAGGCGGGGAGGGGAGGAGCAGUCGAGAGUGGGGUAGGGAGGGGAGGAGCAGCAGGGAGCGAGGCAGGGAGGGGAGGAGCAGUCGAGAGUGGGGUAGGGAGGGGAGGAGCAGCAGGGAGCGAGGCGGGGAGGGGAGGAGCAGUCGAGAGUGGGGUAGGGAGGGGAGGAGCAGCACGGAGCGAGGCGGGGAGGGGAGGAGCAGUCGAGAGUGGGGUAGGGAGGGGAGGAGCAGCAGGGAGCGAGGCAGGGAGGGGAGGAGCAGUCGAGAGUGGGGUAGGGAGGGGAGGAGCAGCAGGGAGCGAGGCGGGGAGGGGAGGAGCAGUCGAGAGUGGGGUAGGGAGGGGAGGAGCAGCAGGGAGCGAGGCGGGGAGGGGAGGAGCAGUCGAGAGUGGGGUAGGGAGGGGAGGAGCAGCAGGGAGCGAGGCGGGGAGGGGAGGAGCAGUCGAGAGUGGGUUAGGGAAGGGAGGAGCAGCAGCGAGCAAGGCGGGGAGGGGAGGAGCAGUCAAGAGUGGGGUAGAGAGGGGAGGAGCAGCAGGGAGUGGGGCGGGUAGGAGAGGAGCAGCAGGGAUCGAGGCAGGGAUGGGAGGAGCAUCAGCAGGGACAGGGAGGGGAGGAGCAGCAGGGAGCGAGGCGGGGAGGGGAGGAGCAGCCGCGAGUGGGGUAGGGAGGGGAGGAGUAGCAGGGAGCGGGGUGGGUAGGGGAGGAUCAGCAGGGAUCGGGGCAGGGAGGGUAGGAGCAGGGAGCGGGGCGGGGAGGGGAGGAGCAGAGAGCGGGGCCGGGAGGGGAGGAGCAGCAGUGAGUGGGGCGGGGAGGGGAGGAGCGGCCGAAAGUGGGGCGGGGAGGGGAGGAGCAGAAAGUGGGGAUGGGAGGGGAGGGGCAGCAGUGAGUGGGGCGGGGAGGGGAGGAGCAGCAGGGAGCGGGGCGGGUAGGAGAGGAGUAGCAGGGAGUGGGGAAGGGAGGGGAGGAGCAGUGAGAGGGGCGAGGAGGGCAGGGGCAUCAGGGAGCAGGGCGGGGAGGGCAGCGGCAGGGAGCGGGGCAGGGAGGGGAGAGACAGCCGAGAGUGGGGUAGGGAGGGGAGCAGCAGGGAGCGGGGCGGGGAGGGGAAGUGCAGGAUGGAGCGGUGGAGUGACGGGUGAGAUGUAA